AUGUCGUUCGAGCACGACAAACGCGUCAUCGUGUACCCAAACUACUUAGACAACCGCAAGACGGUGGCUCAGGGGCGCAGAAUACCCAAGGAGCUGGGCGAGUUGCCGCCAGCGGCUGCCGUCCCGUCGGCGCCCAACGCCAUUGAGAUCUACGAGUGCAUCAUCAACGGGCUCAAGCUGGAAGCGGAGGCAGAGAUGAAGAGCUACCCGCGGGAUUGGAUGGUGCCGGGGCGGGUCCGCGUCAAGCUGCGGGGAGAGGAUGGCAGCCUGGCCAACCCAGACAUACCCACCCGGCGAGCGCUGCUGCUCAAGGUGGCGGAGCUGGUGCCACGGCACCCCGGACGCGUCAACGGGCGGCCCAAGGCGGUGGCAGCAGCGGCGGAGAAGGUGGCGCAGCAGGCGGCGGGCGGCUCGGGGGCGGGCUCCUCCAAGCAGCAGCAGCAGCAGCAUGGCGGCAAGAAGAAGAGCAGCAAGAAGAAGUGA
Molecule: messenger RNA, 483 nt
Organism: Chlorella variabilis
Lineage: Eukaryota; Viridiplantae; Chlorophyta; Trebouxiophyceae; Chlorellales; Chlorellaceae
Exons: 5
Coding region: 1-483 (160 amino acids)
Biological process (GO): SRP-dependent cotranslational protein targeting to membrane, signal sequence recognition; SRP-dependent cotranslational protein targeting to membrane
Cellular component (GO): signal recognition particle, endoplasmic reticulum targeting
Molecular function (GO): 7S RNA binding
Source: RefSeq, a predicted model, not a curated record